AUGGCAUUUGGACAAAUUUCAUACCAAGCAUCAACGAAACGUCAGAGACAACGAUAUCCCGAACAACAUCGUUCGCGUUCAUACGAUGAUUUACUAGCCGAGAUAUCCAAUGGUGGUCCACCUGGGAGUGUACGGCAGCGUAUGCGGCCAACGAAUUGGUCUAGUUUAGGCAGCCUGAAUAGUUUUGGUGAGUCAACCACCACUCCGCCAUCGUCACAAGAACAUACAGGUAGUAGCGGAAGCAAUACAAAUGGCAGUGGACAACAACGAGAAACACUACACAGCCGAUUUGACUUCAAGCAAACAUUGGGUAAAGGUACAUACGGUAAAGUGAAAUUAGCGUUAGACAAACGAAAGAAUGAACAAGUUGCAAUAAAAACAAUCAAAAAGUCUCGUAUUGAAAAUCCACACGAUCUAGCCAGAAUUCGACGUGAGAUUGACUUUAUGACAAGUCUCAAUCAUCCGUAUAUUAUUCGAAUAAAAGAAGUUUAUGAAAGUCGAGAAAAGAUUAUCCUUGUCAUGGAAUAUGCGAGCGGUGGUGAAUUAUAUGAUUAUCUCAAUCGGAUGAAACGCAUACCAGAAUCUCAAGCACGUGCGAUUUUCCGACAAAUUGUUUCAGCUGUUCAUUUUCUACAUAAAAAUAAUAUUGUUCACAGAGAUCUCAAAUUAGAAAAUAUUCUAAUUGAUCAUAAUGGUGAUAUCAAAUUAGCAGAUUUUGGUCUGAGUAACAAUUGGUCACCACGUCGAUUACUGCAUACCUUCUGUGGAUCUCCUUUGUACGCAUCGCCCGAAAUCGUUUCCGGUAUUCCAUACUACGGACCUGAAGUUGAUUGCUGGUCAUUGGGUGUAUUGCUCUAUACCCUUGUCUAUGGUUCAAUGCCAUUUCAAGGUGGUGAUUACAAUCGACUUGUACGGAAUAUAACAUCAGGUGAAUUCAUUCAACCUCGUGAACAAUCAGGCGCACUCGGUCUUAUCCGUAAAUGUUUAACGGUACUACCAUCAAAACGUUUCACUGUUGAUGAUGUUGCCGCGCAUUGGUGGGUUAAUCUUGGUUAUAAAUAUCCACCCGUGCAUUAUUAUUUGACGCCAGCAAUGAAAAAAACUGGUCUCUUCAUUCCAUCCCAUCUGCCCGCAUUAACGUACAAUGAAUCGAAUGGCAACGCAGUAGACUCGAAUUCGAAAACAGUAUCAUCAUCAACACCUGGUUUCUCUCACCAAUCAGUUCACAAUGGUGACACGACAGAUAAUUCAACGAAAUGUCGACCAUUAACGAAUGGUUAUCACUCAGUUCCUCGAACACAUCGAUUAAAUAGCAAUAGCGAACGAACUUCCAAUUCAAGCCGACGGACAUCUAAAGAAAGACAUCAUGAUACGACAUCAUCUAAAUAUCCUCCACGUGCAUUUUCACUUAUCCAAUAUUGCUUGAAACCAGACGCUAAUACACGUGCUACAACAAAAGAUAUUCUUCGUCACGAUUGGUUAGCUCACGGACCUGUUCUUUCAAUUCGUUUGAGUACGACAACAACAUCCGCAUCACAAUCUAUUCCCGACCAACCGAAAACCACCGAUUACGACAAGAUACGUUUACGACCCAAAUCAACAAUAGAAAAGUCCUUGUCACCAACAAAUUCCCUCGUUGAACUUGAACUACAUACAAGUUCAUUCUUUGAUACAGCUCGAUUACGUGAUAAAACAUCCGUAAACAAAGAUCAACAACGACGUAAUCGAGUGUCAGCAAUACCUAUACCUACACGUUAUCUUUCAUCAAAUAACAACAAAACAAUUUCUUCCUCAUUAACUCGUCCUGUCCAACGUCGACCAGUUAGUCUAACACUUGAUGAUCAACAUUCCACAGAUGAUACAUCGACCAUACAUUCGAUUACUAGUCGACGUUCUCGACAAGUUGGAUCUCCGACAACGACAACAUCAGGAACUACCGAUCAAUUUCAGCCACAACAAUACUCUAUACCUGCUCCAUCAGAUACAUCACGUUAUCGCUUCUCGACCGAAUUAGAUUCAGCAUUAAAUGAUUUAAAAGCCACGGCAGGAAUUUAUAAAUAUGCUCCACCCAAGAAAUCUGUUGCACCGAGUGUAUUUACAACAUCGACGAUUAAAUUUGCACCUGCACCUCUUCGACGAAUGAAUCCAUUAAAAGAUCAAGAAGAUUCGUCUUCGCCUAGUACAGCACAGCUAUUAAAUACUCUAACCUCUAAUUCGUCUUGUCAUGUUGACGAUAGUAUUAAUCAUGCUACUUCUACUACUAACAAUAAUAAUCGACAUUCAUUUUUAACUUCAUUUGAAUUGCCAACCAAAUAUAAUCCAGAUAAAAAUCAUUUGCUCGAUGAUAACAAUAAUUUCGUUUCAUUAAAAGUAUAUGAUUAG
Molecule: messenger RNA, 2382 nt
Organism: Adineta ricciae
Lineage: Eukaryota; Metazoa; Rotifera; Eurotatoria; Adinetida; Adinetidae
Source: the annotation of a GenBank genome assembly